Linnemannia hyalina is the source of this 621-nucleotide messenger RNA. The record is from the annotation of a GenBank genome assembly. NCBI's taxonomy places the organism in Eukaryota, Fungi, Mortierellomycota, Mortierellomycetes, Mortierellales, Mortierellaceae.
AUGACUCUCUCUAGUCGCUGCAAGACUGUUGUCCUCGGGAUACGUCGCCAGGCCACCGAGGUCAUCAACAUCACCAACACCACCAAUACCGCCGAUACCACCAACGCCACCAAUACCACCAGCACCGAGAUUCUUAAUGAAGGCCUGCGGAAGUCGUUGCUCGUUGGUGCCAAUGUCGUCUAUCGAUGUCAAGUCCAUUACUUUGUCGGAUCUGGAUCUAACCAAGAUCUUUUGGCAGGACCUACCAUUGGGGCGCGUGCUUCACGGAUCAACGGAAAACGCCUCGAAACUAUUCCAAACGGGUUCCGAUUCCAAGUGCUCGCUUUCAAGUUGAAUGAGCUCCAUUCGGAUGUCACCCAGCUCUGGAGAUGCGAUCCCAAGAGUAUCAAGAUCCUCGGGAUUGACUUGGACCAGGAAUUUGUCGUUAGAGCGAGUGCGAUUCUACCCACUCGCGAGCAGCCAAAUGUCGAACAAGUACAAGAGUCUAGUGUUACUACCAUGGAGUCGUCGCUGUCGAGUGUUGAGUCAGAGGAAGAUGAAGAGGCCCUGCACCUGCUCUUCGAUACCGGUGCAUAUAAGUGCUUGCAGUUGCCAGCAUGCUCGCCCUAUACCAUCUAUUGA